GCUCGUUCUGUUGUUGCUAUUGUUACUGCAAAUGAGUGAUGCAAUGCAAAGUCAGUUCAGAACAGCGCGGCACCUGCGCGUCACACUGGCAAAUAAUCGACUUGCUCAUCUAUAGACAAACAAUACAGACUUUCUGUGUGCUCACGUGGACAAUUUCAGAACUUUAAUGUCAGUGCAAGGACGUCACUGGAGCGUGCAACAAUAAAAACACACAAAAACAAGACUCAAGCAAAGCUGGACACGGUUCUAGAGAACGACCUUCCCUCCCGGUACCGAUUAUGCUCCGGGACGCAGAACUCGCUCGGUCGCUCAUUCGUUAUGUUCUCUGAGGCUUUGCAGUUUAAUGCAAAUGAAUUGCUUUCCGAGGUCUCAGUCUGCUUUUCCCCGUCAGCUCGUCGCUUCUGAACUGGGACCGGCAGUUUCGAGAGACCCUCGGCGCGCCGGAUCACGGGACCCUGACUGAACCCUUUGCGGGUGUGCAAGCACUGAGCCCGGACUGCUCCCUCGCACCCUGCCAGCGCCGACCAGCGCGCACCGCAAACAGGACUGACACCGUUUCAUGUCUUUUUAAAAAGUGGUUGCUGUAGUGCUGCUGGAGCGAUGCCGAGAUGUGUUGUAAUUGGCUGGCUGCUGCUGCUGCCAGUUCUGUGCCUGGCCGCGCCCACUCAUAUUAACCGCCUGGCGUUGUUUCCUGACAAGAGUGCCUGGUGCGAAGCGAAGAACAUCACGCAGAUCGUGGGGCACAGCGGCUGUGAGGCACGUUCCAUACAAAACCGGGCCUGUCUGGGGCAGUGCUUCAGCUACAGUGUGCCCAACACCUUCCCCCAGUCCACAGAGUCCCUGGUGCACUGCGAUUCCUGCAUGCCAGCCCAGUCACUGUGGGAGGUGGUCACCCUGGACUGCCCCGGGAACAAGGAGAUGCCCCGUGUGGACAAGCUAGUGGAGAAGAUCCUGCACUGCAGCUGCCAGUCCUGCGGCAAGGAGCCCGUCCUGGAGGGGGCGCUGUUAAACGUGUACCUGAACCCCCCCGCGCUCCCCCAGCCUGGCCACGGCCACCACCACCUGGAGAGAGAGGGGCAAGGGGAGGGGGAGAGCGAGCAUGCUGCCCUGCCAAAACACACUGAGAAACAAGAGGACUAGACCCUUCCCUCCUCCCCUCACCCCCUCCCCUCCUCUCCCCUCACUAUCUCCCUCCAUCUCCUCCUCUCCUCCUCU
Polyodon spathula (Mississippi paddlefish) is the source of this 1215-nucleotide messenger RNA. It is a transcript of the gene nbl1, whose product is annotated as NBL1, DAN family BMP antagonist. The transcript is spliced from 5 exons. The coding region runs from base 601 to 1140 and encodes 179 amino acids. Lineage: Eukaryota; Metazoa; Chordata; Actinopteri; Acipenseriformes; Polyodontidae. The record is from RefSeq and is a predicted model, not a curated record. Gene Ontology annotation, molecular function: BMP binding; receptor ligand activity. Gene Ontology annotation, biological process: animal organ morphogenesis.